Messenger RNA from Caenorhabditis briggsae, 279 nucleotides. The transcript has a single exon. The annotation marks the transcript as partial. Lineage: Eukaryota; Metazoa; Nematoda; Chromadorea; Rhabditida; Rhabditidae. The record is from RefSeq and is a predicted model, not a curated record.
AUGACAGAACAGCAGAAGAAGCAGAAUUCAGAAAUUGGCUGGUGGGAAUGGUUGGGAUGGAAAGGAUCUCCUCCAUCUGCCACCACGUCAACGCCAAUUGCAAUAGAACACCUCGCUGAACCGACGCCUUCUCCAGAAGCCGUUCCGACGACAAGUGUAGCUGCAAUUGUGGCGCCAAAAGUCGUGGAUUCGGUGGAAGUCGUGCCAAAAACUGGAUGGGAUAGGGUUAUGGCGAUUUAUGAGAGGGAGAAUGCAAUGGAGAAAGACGCUACUAUCAGG